CUGUGAUCAGUUUGCCGACGGGUGCACGAGGGUGAGACACGCGCGCUUCGAAUAAAUCCGUAAUUAAUGUAAUUACACUUUACACUCGUGUUAAUUAUUCCUGACGCUGAACACAUGUGCCUGAUCGAGCGAUGGAUGAGCCUGUUGCAACGACUGAGAAAUCGAAAAAAAUAGAAGCUAUAAACAAAGAAACGGUCCAUCACAUCUGCUCCGGCCAGGUGGUGCUCGAUCUUGCGAUCGCAGUCAAAGAAUUAGUGGAGAACAGUUUGGACAGCGGUGCUACAGUGAUCGACGUCAAGCUUACUGAUUACGGUAAAACGUGCAUUAGCGUCAGUGACAAUGGUAGCGGCGUUUUGGAACGGGACUUCGAAGGUUUAGGCUUGAAACACCACACCUCAAAGCUUCGGGAAUUCACAGACUUAACUGAAGUAAAUACAUUUGGCUUCCGUGGCGAAGCAUUGAGUUCGUUGUGUGCUCUGUCCGAGCUGAGUAUCAUCACGAGGCACGCAUCCAACGAGCAUGGCUUUAAAUUGGAAUUCGACCGGAACGGCGUGCUCACGAAGAGAGAACCGUGCGCCAGAGAACAGGGUACCACGGUACACGCGAGGAACAUAUUUAAAAAUCUGCCUGUGAGAGCGAAGGAGUUUCAGAAGAAUCUGAAGAAGGAGUACGCUCGCGUUAUCCAGGUCCUGUACAGUUACUGCUUGGUCUCCACCGACAUCAAGAUUACGUGUUCCAAUUUGAUAGCGGGUAAAUCGCCCAAUCUAAUCGUGGCCACGAGAAACACCGACGACGUGCUGGACAAUGUAAAUUCCGUGUUCGGCAAGAAGUCUCUGGACGGGAUCGUUAAACUCGAAUUACAACCACCGGACGAAACAGUAUUGCAAGAAUACAAUUUGCCCAAUGACAUUACUGUAGAUUUCGAUUGGGAGUGUUACGUGAGCACUUGCGAUCACACAGUCGGACGUUCCUCGCCCGAUCGACAAUUUUUUUAUGUAAACGGUCGGCCGUGUGAUUUAACGAAGAUCAGUAAACUGAUCAACAGCGUGUAUCACAAGUACAACAAUAAGCAGUAUCCGUUUGUCUUCUUUAAUAUCAAAUUAGAUCGACAGUGCGCUGAUGUUAAUGUCACUCCUGACAAAAGGACAAUAUUCGUUACGCAAGAACGACUCAUAUUAGCGACACUGAAAUACAGUUUGACAACAAAAUGGGACAAACUGCAAGGGAAUUUUACAGUUAAAACUUUAACGGAAUUAAAUUUUGGCUUGAAAAGAACAAUCUCGCCUAAUCACACGCAUCCGCCGGCUAAAAGAUUACAAGUAUCACCUUCGGUAUCGCAUACUGUGAAAGAGAGUAAUAUUCAGACUAAUAUCAGAUCAAUGAAAAAGCCUGUAGAUGUAGAAAUGAUGAUAAGUACAGUAACGAUAAAAGAAAAAUUAAAUGAAAAAAAGAGUAUUGCUGGAGCAGCCGUCAGUACAGCUAAAAGAAUAAAAUAUAGAGUACAAAUGGAAGCUAAUCAACGUGAGGCUGAACAAGAACUGCAGAGAGAAUUGACAAAAGAUUCAUUCGGCAAGAUGGAGAUAAUAGGUCAGUUUAAUCUUGGUUUCAUAAUAGCCCGCUUGGAGAAUGACCUAUUUAUCAUCGACCAACAUGCCACCGACGAAAAAUUUCGCUUCGAGAAGCUCAGUAACGAAACGAAGCUGAAAACUCAAAAGCUUAUUGUACCGAAGUCGCUAAAUUUCUCUGCGCUGAACGAAACAAUACUCAUAGAACAUCAGCAAACAUUUGAAGAUAAUGGGUUUACCUUUAAUAUCAAUGAACAAGCCGAGCCUGGCAAGAAAAUAGAAUUGACAGGAAUGCCUGUCAGUGGUCAUUGGCAGUUUGGUCAAGAGGAUAUUGAGGAAUUGGUAUUUCUUAUCAGAGAAGCAGGCAAUGAACACAAAGAUAAGCACAUAUAUCGUCCGAGCCGUGUUAGGCAAAUGUUAGCGUCCAGAGCAUGUCGCAGCGCGGUCAUGAUCGGCACAGCGUUAAACACAAGUGAGAUGCAGAAGCUGGUAACACAAAUGGCACAAAUGCAGAAUCCAUGGAACUGUCCACAUGGGAGGCCCACCAUAAGGCACCUAUUAUCCUUAUUACUAAUGAACAAAUGAUCUGUGAUGUUUUGACAAACGUAUUUCAUAAAGACAAUAGAAAUUUG
This is a messenger RNA of Temnothorax curvispinosus, 2197 nucleotides long. It is a transcript of the gene Pms2, whose product is annotated as mismatch repair endonuclease PMS2. Gene Ontology annotation, molecular function: ATP-dependent DNA damage sensor activity; ATP binding; ATP hydrolysis activity. The coding region runs from base 132 to 2150 and encodes 672 amino acids. Gene Ontology annotation, cellular component: MutLalpha complex. Lineage: Eukaryota; Metazoa; Arthropoda; Insecta; Hymenoptera; Formicidae. Gene Ontology annotation, biological process: mismatch repair. The record is from RefSeq and is a predicted model, not a curated record. The transcript has 5 exons.